Molecule: messenger RNA, 2274 nt
Organism: Penicillium concentricum
Lineage: Eukaryota; Fungi; Ascomycota; Eurotiomycetes; Eurotiales; Aspergillaceae
Gene: gpi10
Product: putative glycosylphosphatidylinositol-alpha 1,2 mannosyltransferase
Exons: 4
Coding region: 1-2274 (757 amino acids)
Biological process (GO): GPI anchor biosynthetic process
Cellular component (GO): endoplasmic reticulum membrane
Molecular function (GO): alpha-1,2-mannosyltransferase activity
Source: RefSeq, a predicted model, not a curated record
AUGUCUAAGCCAACUUCUCCGCGCCGCGCGCCUCAAAUCCCCCCAACUCAAAACAUACUCCUCUUCCUCGUCGCCUUCCGUCUCCUCAAUGCGUUUGCAGUUCGGACCUUUUUCCAGCCAGAUGAAUACUUCCAGUCAUUAGAGCCAGCCUGGCAGAUCGCGUUCGGUCAGAGCCAAGGCGCCUGGGUGACAUGGGAAUGGCGGCACCAACUCCGAUCCUCACUACAUCCUCUCUUCUUUGCCGCUAUCUAUAAAGCCGCUGACUUCCUCGCCUCCGCCCUCAGCGUAUCUCCCGCCACACGCGCAGAGCUCCUGAUUGCCGCUCCAAAGACAGCGCAGGCCGUUGUGGCGGCAAUCGGUGAUUUCUACACAUGGAAGCUCGCAGCUCGCGUCUAUGGAAAUGAUUCCCGUGGAUCAUGGACAACGUUGGCCGCAACCGUCCUAAAUCCCUGGCAAUGGUUCUGCUCAACUAGGACGCUGUCAAACUGCCUUGAGACAACAAUAACCAUUGUCGCGUUGGAACUAUGGCCAUGGCAAUGGUCGGUAGGCUCUACAGCCGGCGAGGGCCGCGACAAAAACACUGGCAAUCAAAUGAGGGGCACGGACCGGGAUCGAAGUGUGAUUCUUAGGUAUUACUGGACCUCCAACUUUAUGACAACAGCCACUGACGCUGCUCGCAGCCUCCACAAAUGCCUGCCGCUGGCGGCGCUCGCAUGUAUACUGCGUCCGACCAACAUUAUCAUUUGGGCAACACUGGCUGGCCUCGCUUGGCUUCGGACCUCUUGGCCCCAGCGCAAAGUCCUCAUUUUCGAGGUUAUAGUUUGCGGAUCGGCAAUACUCGCGGUGUCUUCCGUUGCGGACCGUCUUUUCUAUGGAAUUUGGACCUUCCCACCGCUUAGGUUCCUAUACUUCAACAUCGCGCAGUCACUGGCUGUCUUCUAUGGCAGCAAUGACUGGCAUUACUAUGUCUCGCAGGGUUAUCCGCUUCUACUCACCACUAUGUUGCCUGCUGCUCUUUUUGGUUUAUACAGAACCUUAACGACUAGGAAUUCCACGGUGGGAAACAGUUUGCAGGCGGCAAUCCGAGCGCAGUUGGCGACAGUCUGCCUUGUGAUGCCAUUCGUCCUCUCUUUGAUCUCUCAUAAGGAAGUGCGUUUCCUCUAUCCAUUGCUGCCAUGCCUGCACAUCUUAGCUGCGCCGCCUUUAGUGCAGUUCUUUUACCCAGCCAUCUAUUCGCAGGCAUACCUGCGUCAUACUCCCCGCAGGUUGAUUCUCAUCUUUCUCGUGCUUGUCAACGUGGCCAUUGCACUGUACACAUCUCGCUAUCAUGCAUCAGGAACAUUGGAGGUUAUCUCCUAUCUCCGUCAGCAGCACCAAGCACACUCGGCGCCAACAACAAAAAAAAAAACAGAAUCCACCUCCGAAACCGGAAUCUCUGCUGGCUUUUUGAUGCCCUGUCACAGCACACCCUGGCGCUCUCAUCUCGUCUACCCGACCAUUAAGGCUUGGGCCCUUUCUUGCGAGCCACCCAUCGAUCUCAAUGCAACCCAGAAAGCCGUUUAUCGAGACGAAGCAGACCAAUUCUACGACGACCCAUCCCAAUUCCUACGCCAAAACAUGGCUGGCGGCCUCCGUCACCUCCCUCGCCGACCCAGCUACAUCUCUUCCGCAUACUAUUCUGUAUCAGGCAAAACCCUGAACGCGGCCCCACAGCAUGAAUGGCCCGACUACCUCAUUUUCUUCGCCCAGCUUGAGCCAACCCUCUACACCCUGCUACGCGGCUCCCAUUACGGCGAGUGCUAUCGCACCUUCAACACCCACUGGCACGACGACUGGCGCCGUCGUGGCGACAUCGUAGUCUGGUGCCUGGACACGGCAGAGCAGGACGCCUGGCGCUCCGAGACCCAACGCCAAGUGCAGCAAAGCCGAGAUAAACAGUUUGAUCGUAUCGUGGAAGCAUUCAAGAACGAAGGGCGCAAGCAAAAAAAGCAGGGAUGGAUGGGCUUUCACGUUUCUUCGAUUCCUUGGUCCGCAUCGCCUCCUUCAUUGUUUGCGUCAUGGCGACAUUCAGUGCAGUCUCUUUUCUCUUCAAAAUCAUCAAUCUAUUGGCCUUGGCGUCCCCCCACUCGUUGGGAGGCCUUUGUAGCGAAGUUGUCAUUCUGGAAGCGGAAGCCAGGUUGGCUUCCUUUCUGGAUAUCGGAUUGGCUUCCCGGGUUGCCGCCUUGGUUGGGCGGAGCUAAAAGGAGGCCUACAGAAGCAGAGUUGUGGUCCUGA